AAAUCCUGCUGGCUGUGAUCACAGUUGUCAACAUUUACACUUUCGAUUUUUAUUCUCUCCACUUCCAUUUGUAUCAUCCUUUAGUACUGACUAAUUAUUUUCUCUAAGACUUUAUAUGGCUUGAUUCACCUGGCUGACAAUCAAUUAGUUAACUCUACCAUGGCUCCAGAUGCUAACGUCCUGCGAAGCGUGUCGAAAGAGAAUUUAUCACGAGCACUGCGCCUCAAACGCGGAAAGAAAAUUUUGGUGAUUGAUCCAAAACUGGUACCCACUCUUGACCUGAUCGCUAACUAUAGAUUUCUGCAGGAUCAUGGUGUGGAAAAAAUAGUUCAUCUGUCCGCCGGUCCACCUAUGCCUUCGGAUUCUGUGAACCAAGUGUUGUACUUUAUUCGGGCAGAUAUCGUUUGCGCUAAAAUAGUUUGCGACCAAAUUACAAACAAUAUUAGUCGUGGAAUCUCGUUGACGUAUGGCGUGGUCGUGGUUCCACGCCUUCUGCAUAUCAUAACUGCCCUUUUUGAAUCCGAAGGGAUCUAUGAACACGUUUCAUUUGGACAGUAUGCGUAUGAAAUGAUACCGUUGGAAGAUAACAUAUUUUCACUGGAGAUGGACGAUGUGGUUCCUCAGCUGUGGUUACAUCAGGACACUUCCAUGCUUGCCAGUGUAGCAAAAGCAAUUUUUAACAUCAGGGGAAUUUAUGGAGAUUUUCAUCACGUGGUCGGUAUUGGGCCAUAUGCAAAGUCCGUUUUGAAAAUGCAAACGGAAUUUGAGAGAAUUCAUUCCAACAAUUUGAGGUCACACAACAGGCAAGAGGCUGACAUUCCCACCCUUAUUCUUGUGGAUCGAGCACUUGAUUUCGUGUCGCCACUUUUAAUACCCCUUAGUUAUGAAGCUGUAUUGGACGAAGUAUUUGGCAUUAAGGGAAAAACUAUUACCUUUGGUGCUGACGUUACAGGCAAAGAACCUGUGAAACAUAAUCUAACUACGGAUCCAAUUUUUGACAAAGUUCGAAAUCUGCACUUUUCUCAAGUUGUUAGUUCACUUUUGGCCAAGGAAAGAGACACAAGACGACUUCAAGAUGAAAGCGCUGGGUUAAAUCUACAAGCAAUGAAAAACUUUGUUGCAAAAGACCUUCAUAAAAUACAAUCCUUAAAGAAAACGCUAGCUCUGCAUUUUGGUGCCUUUGAGAUGAUGAUUGAUAAGAACAAAUCUCUAAACUUAAAAAAAUUGGUCGAUCUCCAAGAAAAUAUUCUAGACAAUCUGGACAACAAAGAAACCUUAAAUUUUUUGGAGGAUAGCAUGUCGCGAGAAUUGGAUUUUAAACAGAUAUUGCGGCUGUUUUGUUUGUGCACCUUAGCUCAAGAUGGGCUCAGAGAUUUAAAAUCUUUGACAACACAAUUUGUUCAGAGUUAUGGGUUUAAGCAUUUGAUAAGCCUUCAUAAUUUGGAAGCAGUGGGGCUCCUGUAUAAUUUUACUGGGAUUGAGGCAAAUGUGAAAGGCGUUGCACAAGUGAUGAAUCGAGUGGCAUCGUCUUCUCCAUUUUCUUCUUCUGGAAACACCGGAAAUGUAAAGAAACAAACGAUGGUGCCUUAUCAAAACAUCGUAAAAAAAUUAGCACCCUCGAGUAACGUACAAGUCGAUGUUAUUUCACAAAACCACCCAUCUUACAUUUUCAACGGAAAAUAUACACCGUUGGUAGCAAAAUUAACUGAAGAAAUAAUAUCAAUUCUAAUUGCUCCAAAGAUGAACUCUGCUCUAAUCGAAAGGAAACUUGAAGAUUUAAUGAAAAUGUACAAUGUUACAAGUUCUACUGUGAAAUGCAAAUCUGGAGUAGAAGCGUAUGGUCGUGGUCGUAACGUACUAGUUUUUGUCAUUGGAGGAAUAUCGAGAGGGGAAAUUGCUGCUUUACAGGUCGUUGCCAAAAAUCUUAGCUUUAAUAUUAUUUGUGGGGGCACAGAUAUAACAAAUGGAACAAAACUAGUGAGUUCUUUGAUUGCUACUUCUUGAGAGAUUAUUUUUUACUUACGACAUUGCAAUAUUUAACAUGAAUGAUGACAUUACUUAACUUAAUUUUGAAAAUGAAUCCUAUAAAUACAUAUGUAAUAAAAAAAACUCCUCACUUUUAUAUAAAA
Molecule: messenger RNA, 2129 nt
Organism: Folsomia candida
Lineage: Eukaryota; Metazoa; Arthropoda; Collembola; Entomobryomorpha; Isotomidae
Product: vacuolar protein sorting-associated protein 33B
Exons: 9
Coding region: 160-2004 (614 amino acids)
Biological process (GO): intracellular protein transport; vesicle-mediated transport
Cellular component (GO): CORVET complex; lysosome
Source: RefSeq, a predicted model, not a curated record